Grammomys surdaster is the source of this 1764-nucleotide messenger RNA. It is a transcript of the gene Garin4, whose product is annotated as family with sequence similarity 71 member A. The transcript has a single exon. The coding region runs from base 1 to 1764 and encodes 587 amino acids. The record is from RefSeq and is a predicted model, not a curated record. Gene Ontology annotation, cellular component: nucleus. NCBI's taxonomy places the organism in Eukaryota, Metazoa, Chordata, Mammalia, Rodentia, Muridae.
AUGUCCACGAAGAGCGAGUCUCUGUUACCGUAUUACACAGCCCAGAGUGGUUCUGGAGUCGGCAUGUUCAACACCGCCAUGGGGAAAUUACAGCGGCAGCUGCACAAAGGGGAGUAUGAUAUAUUCAAGUACGCGCCGAUAUUCGAGAGUGACUUCAUCCAGAUCACCAAACGCGGAGAAGUGAUCGACGUACACAACCGUGUCCGGAUGGUCACCGUGGGCAUUGCGUCCACCAGUCCCAUCCUUCCACUCCCUGAUGUCAUGCUACUGGCCAGACCGGCACCAUGCGAAGAGGUUCCUGGACGUGGCCAGUCCAACACCACCAAGGGCAAAAAACGCAAGCCUGGAAAGACCCUGGAGCUCACUAGGCUCCUCCCUUUGAAGUUUGUAAAGAUUUCUGUUCACAAACGUGAUAAACAACAGCUACGCCUGAGGUUCGCUACUGGCCGUUCUUGCUACCUGCAGUUGUGUCCCCCUCCCGAAAGCAAGGAUGACCUCUUUUCCUACUGGGAAAAAUUGAUUUACCUCCUGAGACCACCUGUGGACAGCAACAGCAGUACGUACGCCAUCCCAGCCGGGGACAUGAUGAACAUGCCUUUUCUAGAUGAAGAACACAAGACUAGUCAUCCAAGAGUGGACAUCCACGGAAAAGGCAGAAAAAGCGAGGCAGACCAGGUCAGCGUCAAAAGCCUCCCUAUGGUCACAGACUUCAGUGAGGUUGGCUCUUCUGCUUUUGCUGGUGGGGAGGGAAUCCUUCAUGAUUCUUACAUAGCCACUGUUCUGUCUGGGGUACCCACUCCCAAAAUAAGCUCAAAAGUCCUUGCCAGAGAGUCAGGAACAGGGGUAAUAGUGAGUGACCUAGUGGGCACUUUGAGCUUGACACCAAACAGGUCUGUAGGCUCUGGACAGCUAAGUGCAGUCACAACAGGAGAGGGUACCAUGGGAGCAAGAGGAAGCAAAAGCCAUUUGACCCUUGCAAGCGCUGGCAAGAUGUCGCCCAAGAGCAUGAAGAUGGCCUUGGCAGGGGUGGCAAGCAAGUCCUUGGAGUAUAUUCCCAAUUCAUCCGGCAGCCUCUCCCGAAAAGAGAUCAUGACUAUAACAAAUUCAAGGAUCGAGACUACAGGAAAGCCUGUUGGAGAAAUAGCAAAUGACCCAGACCCAGUCCCAGACCCAGUCCCUGUCCCUGUCCCUGUAGUCCUUGCCUUGACCAUGCCAAGCGAAAGCCGCUCAAGCCAAGAGACUGGACGUCGGAAAGCCUUCGCGACCAACACCAAAGCCCAUAAGGAAAGGAGGUCAAGAAGGGAGCAGAGAGCAAAGGACAGAGUUAGCAGCAGGAGUGAGCAUCACCACAGGACAGGAGAAGGUCGCAAGACAGCAGGGGACAAGGAGUUUCGAAAAUCAGCCAGCCACAGAUGUGUUGGCGAUGACAAGAAGGACAAAGGCAGCAAGCGAAGCAGGUCGCACAAAGGGGUCAGCCAUGUCCCCAUCACAAAGGAGUCCCGGAGCCGAACCGUCUCCACUGCCAGCUCUGUCUCUACGAGCAAGAGGGUGGGCAGAAUCAGCAUGUUCCUGAGAAACAUCAGAGCCAACUUGGCUGCAAAAGGCCUGGCACUACAGCGUGGGCAAGAUGUGGGUAUCAUGACUAAGACACUAGAGAAAACCGACGUGAAGGCCAUCAUGGAGUCAGAGGGUGGCCAGGACCUGGAAAUCAUUGAUUCUGUGACAUCUGAGGUCAUGGAGACAGUGACCUUCGAAGCUCAUUAA